Molecule: messenger RNA, 1640 nt
Organism: Culex pipiens pallens (northern house mosquito)
Lineage: Eukaryota; Metazoa; Arthropoda; Insecta; Diptera; Culicidae
Product: UDP-glucosyltransferase 2-like
Exons: 5
Coding region: 61-1617 (518 amino acids)
Molecular function (GO): UDP-glycosyltransferase activity
Source: RefSeq, a predicted model, not a curated record
UAGCACAGCCCAGCUAGCACAUACAACAUUUCUCAAUUAUCAGUCAGACGUUUCUCAACGAUGGACCGGAGCAGAGUGCUGGUGCUGUUUCUCGUGGCCGUUUUGUGUGUGCCAUCUUCGGAUGGAGCUAACAUACUCGCAAUCAUGACCGUUCCUAGCCCGAGUCAUCAUAUUUGGAAUCGUGUGUGGAUGGAAGCUCUCGUGGAUCGUGGCCAUAACCUUACCGUUGUGACCCAGGACAAGGAUAAUUCAAGGGCAAAUCUUACCUAUGUCCUGCUGGAGAACGUUUAUCCUACGUUGUUCAAGGAUGGUGCAACAAACUAUGUGGAAAUGGCUAAGGAAAGUGCAUUUCGAACAGUGUUUUCCUUUCUAGAUUAUUACGAUAGCGUUUGUGAAGGUGCGCUUGCAUCUAAGGGAUUGGAUGUGAUUCGAGCUUAUCCUAAGGAAUUCAAGUUUGACCUCGUUAUCUAUGACUAUGGAUGUGGACCUUGUCUGCUACCACUUCUUCACAAGUUCAAUUAUCCACCGCUGGUAUCGUUGACGCCAUUCAACAACCCUCCGUACUCGGUCGAUGUCGUGGGAGGUCACAAGCAAUUUGCUUACACGCCAUACUUUGCUCUCAACUACGACAGCAAGAUGAACUUCCAACAGCGCGCUUACAACACUCUGCUUUGUCUUCUGAGCUCAGCUUAUCGUAACUGGUACAUUAUGCCACAGCUAGAUCGAAAGGUGCGAUCCUUUUUCCAGUAUCCAGACAUGCCUCACCUUGCCGACCUCGAGCAACGGACACAGUUGAUGCUGGUCAACACUAACCCUGCUCUGGAUGCUCUUGAACCAUUACCACCCAACGUUAUUGCUAUUGGUGGUGCACACAUCAAAGACCCCGAACCACUUCCGGCUGAUCUGGAAAAGUUCAUCGCUUCCAGCCGAGAUGGAGCGGUGUUAUUUUCCUUAGGAUCCAACGUGCGAAGUGACCAAAUCGGCGAAGAACGUCAGCGGAUGUUCAUUGAAGCGUUCCGGCAGAUACCUCAGUAUCACUUUUUGUGGAAAUUCGAAUCGAAACUAAACCUUGAUCUUCCGCCGAACGUGAUCAUCCGCAAGUGGAUGCCGCAGAACAGCAUUUUGGCUCAUUCUAGAACGAAGGCGUUCAUUACACAUUCCGGAGGUUUGAGCACCCAAGAAGCAUCCUGGUUUGGGGUUCCGUUGAUCGGAAUGCCCUUCUUCAUGGAUCAAAUCAAGAAUUGCCAGCGAGCAGUAAGUGCCGGAGUGGCUGAGCGGCUCAACUUUAACGAUCUCUCGGUGGAGAGAAUUCGAACCACUGUCCUCAAAGUGUUGCAAACCCCCAGCUACAAGGAAAAUAUGAUGCGAAGGUCGCAGAUUUUCCGCGAUCAGGAAACGAAACCGUUGGAUCGUGCCCUGUGGUGGAUCGAGUAUGCACUUCGACAUCCGAACGUGGCCACCAUGAAGUCACCGACGCUCGAGUUGGGUGCAAUUCGAGCAAACUUGUGGGACGUUUAUGCGCUUUAUGUGGCGAUUGUUUUUGCCGCUUACAAACUUGUCACGGGAGUGCUGGGGUCGAUGGGUCGGAAGAGAGUGAAGCAAAUGAAGAGAGAUUAGUAAAUGUGCACUUUUUAAUUAAA